Nematolebias whitei (Rio pearlfish) is the source of this 1002-nucleotide messenger RNA. RefSeq names its product aurora kinase B (gene aurkb). The record is from RefSeq and is a predicted model, not a curated record. Bases 1 to 1002 code for a protein of 333 amino acids. Gene Ontology annotation, molecular function: protein kinase activity; ATP binding. Gene Ontology annotation, cellular component: chromosome passenger complex; spindle pole centrosome; spindle microtubule. Lineage: Eukaryota; Metazoa; Chordata; Actinopteri; Cyprinodontiformes; Rivulidae. The transcript has 9 exons. Gene Ontology annotation, biological process: mitotic spindle organization; protein phosphorylation; regulation of cytokinesis.
AUGCAGAAUAAGGAGAAUUGUGAGCCCAGUCGUCUCCAAAGACCAUUUGCAACUCCAAGCAUGAUUACAGGACCACAGCGUGUUCUGGUGAAGUCACAAGCUGAGACGAGCAAAAAUGUUGUCACAGGUCCAGGAAGAGAAUGUGUUGGCUCAUCUUCUACUUCUCCACCCAAGAAAAAAAUUUCACUUGAAGACUUUGACAUUGGUCGGCCGCUUGGAAAGGGGAAGUUUGGCAACGUCUACCUUGCAAAGUUGAAGAAGGUGGAAGCCGUUGUAGCACUGAAGGUGUUGUUUAAGUCACAAAUGGAGAAGGAAGGUGUGGAGCAUCAACUCAGGAGGGAAAUUGAGAUUCAAUCCCACCUCAGGCAUCCAAAUAUCCUGCGCUUCUACAAUUAUUUCCAUGACCAGAAGCGGGUUUUUUUGGUGUUGGAGUAUGCCCCGCGUGGAGAAAUGUACAAAGAGCUACAAAAAUACGGACGGUUUGAUGAUCAGCGAACUGCAACGUACAUGGAGGAGAUAUCUGAUGCUCUCAUCUAUUGUCAUGAGAGAAAAGUCAUUCAUCGGGACAUCAAGCCAGAGAAUCUUCUUCUGGGCUUUGCCGGAGAGUUAAAAAUCGCUGACUUUGGUUGGUCAGUUCAUGCACCCUCUCUAAGACGCCGUACUAUGUGCGGGACACUGGAUUACCUUCCUCCAGAGAUGAUUGAGGGGCACACUCACAGUGAGAAGGUGGACUUGUGGUGCAUUGGAGUCCUCUGCUACGAAUGUUUAGUCGGCAACCCACCUUUUGAAACUGCCAGUCAUGCAGAAACUUACAAAAGGAUUAGCAAGGUGGAUCUAAAAUUCCCAUCAGUCGUCUCUGACGGUGCACGGGAUCUGAUCUCCAAGCUGCUUCGCCACAACCCCAAUGACCGUCUCCCUCUUCGAAGUGUCAUGGAGCAUCCAUGGGUGCGGACCAACUCUAACAGAGUUCUUCCUCCAGCCUGUCCCUCUGAGAAGUCCUAA